Cataglyphis hispanica is the source of this 7311-nucleotide messenger RNA. RefSeq names its product glycoprotein 3-alpha-L-fucosyltransferase A-like (gene FucTA). Lineage: Eukaryota; Metazoa; Arthropoda; Insecta; Hymenoptera; Formicidae. The coding region runs from base 591 to 2033 and encodes 480 amino acids. Gene Ontology annotation, cellular component: membrane. The transcript is spliced from 8 exons. The record is from RefSeq and is a predicted model, not a curated record. Gene Ontology annotation, molecular function: alpha-(1->3)-fucosyltransferase activity.
AAAAAAAAAAAAAAAUAAUCCUUCUUAAAGAAUUGUAAAAAAUUUAGGGAAUCGAAAAAUAAAGUUUUUUUUAUUUUGUGAAAAAAAAAAAGAUAUAUGUGUACGUGUGUUGGCACAAAGAAAAGUAGCGAUGAAAUUGUUGGGAAGAUAAAGUAUCAGAGGAUAUUAAAAUAAUGAAUAAAAUUUUUAACGCAUGUAUAAUGUACGAGAGACUAUAUAUACGGUAUAUUGCAAAGUGGAUAGAACUUUUCACUCACUUGUGGGUGAAACUUUUCACUCACACGAGUAACGCUCGCUGGUGAACUUUAUCGCGGUGUUCAAAGAUAGAGCUAUGAAAGCGUGUCGCAACGCGAACGGCGAAUCGUCCAUCGUUCACCUUUUCGCGAGCAGCCGGCAGGACGAUUCGUUCACCAUCGAGCGAACGGAGUUGUGGGCGAGAGGAGUUCGCGAGGAACAUUUCCUAGGAUGUUUCAUUUUCCGAAACAUUUCGCGUCUCGCGCAAACACGUACGCGAAUCGUUGCCGAAUGUCACGAAGCAAAGUGGCGCAUGGCUAGAUAAGGAUCUCGUCGAGCUAGGGAAACCGGGCGGCAUGGGUCUGCCGCGUUUCUCCCUCAAGAGAUACUUUUUCUACGUGCUAUGUCUGACGGGUACGCUGCUUGUCUUACUGAAUUUACUGCAGAACGAGAUAUGGCACAGCGUACGACCACAUCCUCCUGGUCAGUCCGCCGUUCGAACUGCCGGCGACGGGCCCAAGAUGAAACCCGAUUGGCCUUUGAAAUCGAAGAAGCCGACGAUGCGAGUAUUACGCACUCGGGAGCGAGUGAAGAAAAGACUUCCGUUCGAGGCAUUGAUUAUAAACGGAACCAGUUUGGGCGAAAACUCGAUAGACCUGGAUCCAACGCGAAGACCUUGGUACCUGAAAGGAGGAACCAGAAGACCUUUUCCAGCGAGGAGAGCUCGCAAUACUGGCCGAAGAUUGGCUCAAUUGUGGCCAGAGGAAAACGCUUACGAUGAUCGCGUGACGAAUCAGUUAAUGUUCGUGCCGCCCGAUUACAACAGAACAAGCGGCGAGCAUCCGCUCAAGAAGAUAAUGAUUCCUCACGGAAUGGCCGAGGCAAAAGUCGGUCCUGACAUUUUCUUCCAGCAACGAUGCCCGGUGAAUACCUGCACGAUCGUCCGCGACAAUCCGGACAGCGCCGAUCUCAUUCUAUUUAAGGAUUACAUCACGCACGUGGGACGAAGAUCUAACAGUCAGGUGUGGAUGCUGUAUUUUUUAGAGUGCCCUUAUCACACGCAAAGCGUCAAGAAUGCUCUCAUCAAUUGGACCGCCACAUAUCGGCGUGACAGCGAUAUAGUGGCACCUUACGAGAGGUGGCAAUAUUAUGAUUCCAGUAUCACACAGAUUCCACAAACGUUUAAUUAUGCGGCAAACAAAACGAAAAAGGUCGCCUGGUUCGUUUCCAACUGCCAUCCCCGAAAUCAGCGCAUGAAUUAUGCCAGGGAACUCUCGAAAUACAUCCAGGUGGACAUUUACGGUGCGUGUGGCAGUCUACGCUGUCCGCGAUCGCAGUCGCAAACCUGCUUCGACAUGCUCGACGAGGACUACAAAUUCUAUCUCGCGUUCGAGAACUCCAACUGCAAGGACUACAUCACGGAAAAGUUCUUCGUCAACGGACUCGGACACAACGUGCUACCCAUCGUGAUGGGUGCCCAUCCGACGGAUUACGCGCGCAGCGCGCCGUAUCGUUCCUACAUCCACGUGGACGAGUUCGAGUCGCCCAAGGAGCUCGCCGAGUACCUGCAUCGAUUGGAUCGCGACGACGAUCUCUACAACUCGUACUUUCGCUGGAAGGGCACCGGCGAGUUCAUCAACACGUACUUCUGGUGCCGGGUGUGCGCCAUGUUACACGACGACCGUCCGCCCAAGUAUUACAAGGACGUGAACGACUGGUGGCGGGGCGAGGGUGUUUGCACGACCAGCUCGUGGCGCGAGCACGACCUCACGCGUUCGCAGAGUCAGCGAAACACCUGAGGAGGAAGUGGCGCGAGGACGCGAUCGAGAGGCUCUUCCGGCGGUGCUACCCGGCGAGUUCCCGUGCGUCUUGUCCGCCCGACACGUUGCUCAAUAUUCUACAAACGAUUCCGAUUCUUCCAAAAUAGAACGACGCCGAGAAGAAGUUGAGCGAUAUCCAAGAGCGCGUGCCGCGUCUAACGACAGCGAAUUGCUUCCGUCGUACACGACAGAGUGUUGGACACAAUUACACACACAGUUCUAAGACGGGACCUCGGCGAUGCGUGACCUCGCGCGUCCCCGUUUCUCGCGAAUACUCUAGCCAUCCUCCCCAAGGAAGGUAUUAAUAAGAUCCUUCGUUGGCGAGAUAUAUUACGCAAUCUUUUUCCAGUUGGCUAUUUUUCAGGGUGUUUGAUAAAGAAGAAGAAGGUGUGCGAUAAAGAAGAAAAUUUCUUUUUUUAAAUGAGUAAGUAGACUUUCCGUUUCAAAGAGAGCAGUUUACAUGCCUAAUCGUCGAAUCUUCCAAAAUAAUGUUUCUAUAUGGCUUUUUUUUUCGAACUGUAAGCUGAAACGGAAAUCACGAAAGAUAAUUUGAAGAUGGCCAUGAGAGACUGCUGAGGUCGUUUUAUAUCAUGAUAACAUUUGCACGGGGAUAGGAAUUGUGACGCUCGUAAAAAUUUGAAGAGCCCGUUAAAGCGUAGUGGAAACAUAUUAGAUGACAUGUAUUGCAAGAAUAAAGCGCAAUAUACAUUUGUUCUCUAGAAGGACUCGAUUUCCGCCGCACAUUUAAUAUUGAAUGCAACUGUCCGAAAUAAUACUUCUCAGAAUUAGAAUCACGCUAUUAAAUAUACGAUGAGGAUAUACGAAUUAGUGUAUGUAUACAGAAUUACAUAGAGUUACAUCGCGGAUGAUCUCCCAACUAUGUAUGCAUUAGAGGACCAACUAACAAGAAACAGAUUGGUUAUUUAAAUCGAUAAUUUCGAUAUUAAUCGCUAUCAAAAAAGAAUUCUAAAAAACUAAGAAAUAAAGCCUCCUAUAUAUAUAUAUAUAUAUAUAUAUAUAUAUAUAUAUAAAUUAAUUCUAAUUAGAUUUUAUCUCAAUAAAAGUUUAAUUAUAUGAAUAUUUGACGUCGGAAAAUUUAAACAUUUGCGAAUUUUUCACAAAACUUUUACAAAAUGGAAAUUGAUAGCAAAUUUACCAUAAAAGCUGUAGUUGGGAGAACAAUUGAUUGACCUAAAACGUUAUACGAAGAAUUGCAAUUCGAUAAUUGAGAGAGAAUAAGCAACUGCGUGAUUAGUGUGUGAUUUAAGGAACAGCGGCGAUUACAUUCGUAUGUGAAUCAUGUGUUUUGAUGGGUUUCGUAAAAUAUUAAAAAGUAAUUCGCGCGAGCUUUUAACGCGCGAGGAUGGAAAGCUCGUAGUCGCUUUUCGUAGAGAGCGACGAUUACUGUUCAGUAUUUAAUAUUUAUUGUUCCCUCUUGCAUGAAUUUUGCGAAAGAACUUUAUCGUUGUAUGUUGUGUAGGUGGCAGGAAAAAUUCAUGUGCAUUCAAGUUGCAUCACGUUUCUAGCGAAAAAUUCUAGCGCGAGAACCUUACUUUUCCGACAAUAAUCAUAUAUAUUUCCUGCAUAUAUGCUCACGUUUGUGUAGACGAUUGCGAAUUGUAAGAGAGAAAUUCAUGAAGAUCGAACGGAUACAAUUUUUGAAUGCAACUAGAACGUUAAUUAGCAUACAAUCGAUAAUUGCAUUUAUAGUUUUAUCUCGAAAGAGUGUAUGUUAUUUAUUUCGCGAAACAGGAUGCAUUUGCUUCUAAACAGUGUAGCAUUUGUCGAAAAUAGCAUUGCUCACAAUAAUAAGCUCAUGGGAUAUUUAAGAGCUUUUCCCGCAAAUUCUCGAGUGUACAAGAAUUUUAUUAUUUAACAUGUCAUUUCAUCGAAACUUUCUCAAAGUUCACGGAGAAUCUAGUCAGGAAGAAGCUCACUUGAGGAGUAUUUUCGAAUAAUUUAUAAUAAUAGUAUUAUACGCAGAGCGAGAGUACCUGUUUGAAUAAUUCCUAUACUAUAUUUUUCAUUAAAUUGAAUUAAUCUUGAAUUUAAUUAAUUAGACUUUACAUCGUCGAAUAAAGUAAUCGUAUUCACUCCGUGGCUAGUGUCAAUUCGAAAAACAACGACUUCCGCUUUGAACACUAGUCUAGCUCAAAUGUAGUUCAAAAAACUUGAACCGCACCUUGGUCCAGAGAAAAGACAGAGGCACUCAAAAGACAAAACGCGGAGCGAAAUAUGUAUAUAUAUAUGGAAAAAAAAAAAAACGCACGUAAUGUACAUGUAAAAAUCACAAUUGAGUCGCCACAAGGCAGGUUUAACCAUCGCACUCGAACGGUUCCUACAUUAUAAAUUAUUCACAGUGCGCACAAGCAGCAAUUAGGUAUUUAGACAAUUAACUUUAAUUAAAUAAUUAAUUAGUUAAAUAAUUAGUCGAAUGACCGUACAAUUUAACACCGAGAAGAUGCGCAUAUCUUGAAUAACAUCUCGAAUCUUGGUUUCUUCCUUUCAUCAUGCCUUAAUAAUAUAGAUUCAUAUUUUCCAUUUUUUAUAUUACUUUAGGCGAGAAUGAUUAAUUUUCACACCAAUCGAUACUUUAUGUAAUACAAGUUAUUUAAAUCAAUUAAAAUUUUUAAUCGCUUUAUAUAAAGGAUUCGCACGAAGAAGCAUGUACAUCUGAUAUUAUAGUAUUAGAUCGACAAUUUAUUUAUAUUAUUUAUGAACUUAAAUUUUUUUUUAUAAAUUCAAGAUUGAUGUUAAUUUAAUGAUAUUAAUUUAUAUAAUAAUGGAUGGUUUCAACGAUGUUUUUAAUCGCAAUUGUUAAGUUUAUUAACGAUUGGUGCUGCUUGUAACGAUUGGUGCUGCUGUACGACGUAUAUAAAUAAUAUAUAUACGCCGACAACGACAAACUCUUGAUUUUGAACGGCCAGCAUAGUAUCGAAUAAGUAUAGAUACGUAGGCAAGUGAAAAAGGGCGCGGAAAAAUAAUGCUCGAUGUCGAGAUAUAUAUAUAUAUAUAUAUAUAUAUAUAUAUAUUAUAUCUGUGGCGAAAUAUGUGAUAAUUAAUGUCUUUGAACAUACCGUAAUAUUAUAGAGUCUCUCGAUGUGUGUGCGUGUAUUUAAUUACGUACGACAUCUAUUUUUAAACGACCUCGAUCGAUAUUUUUUUGUCCGCCCUAAAUUCAGUAAUAAAUAUGAGAUGUGUCAUCACUUAUUCUCUCGAUAAUUGCCCGUUGUCAAUCUAGAUAGCACGAUGAUUUGUAAAUAAUAGCAUGUACGAGAACAUUAUGAUACCCCUGUAUGUAAAGAAGAAAGAAAAAUGUCACCGCAUGCAACGUUGAAUAUGUCGAUCGUGAUAGAUAACAAGGAUAUGCGACACAGUAUUUGCUCCGAUACGUAAGGUCGAUUCAAGUAAUCGUUAUAUCGGGACAACAGAUUUCGAAUUCGGCAGAAAAAAGGCGCAUAAUAAUAUGUUAAACAAAAAGGAACAAUCAUUUUUUACAAUCAGUUUUUCUGAUGUUUAUGAUAUGAUUAUCUCAGAAUAUCACACAUUAUAGUUUUGGAAAAUUUGAAGUUUAAAUAGUAAAAAAGUGUUCUUUUAACUUUAACGUAUGUAUAUUUUAUUUUUAAAUUAUGUCAUAUAAAAAAGUUUUUUGUUCCGUAAAAUUAAAUAUUAGAAAAUUAGAAUAUUAGAAUUUUCUAGAAAAAAAUUUCUACAGAUUAAGAUUAAUAAAAUUUUUUCAAAAAUUUUAUUAAACCAACUAUGUAUAUCGCGAGAAGAUUAUAAUUAAUUCUAAGGUUAUAGAAUUGCAAUUUUUUUAAAUUUUACCAUCAUAUAUUAAUUUUUUAAUUUUGAAUUUGUUAAUUUUGACAUUAGAUUUGUACUUAGCGAUAUAAAAAGAAAUAAUAUUUAUAUUUGAAUAAAUGUAAAAUAUUAAAAAAUAUUUGAUAGACUAUCUGUGAUCCUUAAUGAUUUAAUUAACAAUUCUCUCACAAUAGACGUGCAAUAUGUUUAAUUAAAAUAAUUUUAUAAUCUUAAAAAUAAAAACUUAUUAAUUUUAACGUUUACAUGUUAUUUUUGAAAGUCGAGCAUUUUGUGAUGCAAUAUAUUAAUUUUAGAUAGAAUAAAAUGUUUAUAAUACAUAUUAGUGCUGCGCAGUUAUAACAUAAUAAAGCACUUUAAAGUAGCCAUUUUUUUUUACACAACUUUAUCCUAAAAUUAUUUAAUAUUAUGAUAUAACAGAGUUAUUUUGUUAGCCGAAAUUGUAUUCAAAAUAAAAAACUACAAGAUUUUUAAUCACUCUCUAUCUUGGGUUUAGAGAAAAAAAAAAGUUAAUUUUUGUCAAACCGUGUAAUAUCGUUCCAUGUAACUCAUUUCGAAAUCAGAGUCAUUACUCGGCUCAUGAUAUCGGGAAGUUCAAUAUUGAAUACAGAGUGUACAUUCAGAGUAUAUAUACAGUGCACAUGUUUAAUGUAUAUAUUGACACGACUUUAUAUACCGAUUUCGAAAUCAUAGUUUUAGCGUGCUGAAUCCACAUACUAAUUUCGAAAUCAGUUGUUUCGAUGUAAUGAUUGCUCGGAUCGAUUUCACGUCUCGUUUUCCGAAUCAAAUACUACUUCGCACAUCCUUAGUAGAUAAUGCAUUCAAAUCAAUAAUAAAAAUUUGUAGAUAAAAACGCGACGGAGAAAAAAAAAAACGUGGCUCGUUCGGGCGGAAGCGCGCUUAUUAUUUUUUUUAUCGAGCGUAGCCUGCACUUAACGAGUUACGAUUAGUGCCAUAAUGUCGUGAGAAUCGUGAAGAUUAAUCAAAAAACGUGUCAAGUCGUUUCAACCAUUCCAAGUCCACGCGCACGACACUUUCAAUUAUUCUAAUAAUUUUAGAUGCGCAUUCGCGCAUAAAAGUUAAUUAUAAAAUAACAAAAUUAUUCAAGUACUCAAGUUCAAGUAUAAUAAUUGUGUUCGUAAUUUCGUUGUUGAAAAAAGAAAAUGUGAGUUUUCAUCAAGAUAUUUUUUUAUAUUUUUAUAUUUAUGCAAUAAAUCGCGACGACUGAGAUUCGACGAGUAGCUCGUUUGUUUUCUUUUUUUCUUCUUUAAUAAUUUAAUAAAAUGUUACAUGGAUUCCGCGAUUUCCAUGCGUUUCGAAUUUUAUGAUGUUCUAUUGAGUAUAGCAGUAAUUAAAUUCCAUGUGUUCGUAUCAUACAAUUGUAUCAAUGUUUAUGCGCGUUCCUGACCUAAAGAAUAAAAACGAACGCUAUUCUUAA